AUGCUUUGCCGUGCACCGUCUCCACACAAACCAUUUUCCCCAUCGUGCACCAAGACAUUAAGCCGUAAACCGUGCUGCGGCGCCACAGCGCUCAGGAAAUGGUCCUCGCCGACUUUGGACUUGGACGGCGAGUGGAUGUGGCAAACGUGGCAACCCGUGCGGGCCUUCUUCAGUACGUCGCCCCUGAGUGCUGACCUUUGUUGCUACACGACAAAGGUGCGUGUGUGGUUGAUGGGUUGCAUCAUGUGCAGCAUGAUCACUUGUCGUGUAACCUCGAGGGCGGCAUCGUUGGUGAUGAUCAGAGCUCUGAGGAAUUCAAACGUCUACGGGAAGACUGUCCAAGGCAUGGGGUAG
Messenger RNA from Trypanosoma grayi, 354 nucleotides. RefSeq lists its product as hypothetical. The record is from RefSeq and is a predicted model, not a curated record. Bases 1 to 354 code for a protein of 117 amino acids. NCBI's taxonomy places the organism in Eukaryota, Euglenozoa, Kinetoplastea, Trypanosomatida, Trypanosomatidae. The transcript has a single exon.